Molecule: messenger RNA, 366 nt
Organism: Ipomoea nil (Japanese morning glory)
Lineage: Eukaryota; Viridiplantae; Streptophyta; Magnoliopsida; Solanales; Convolvulaceae
Exons: 1
Coding region: 1-366 (121 amino acids)
Source: RefSeq, a predicted model, not a curated record
AUGGGAAGUGGCCAAACUCUAGUAACUGAUUUACUGUCAAAAUUGUCUGUCAAUUUCAAGAUUAGAGAUCUUGGUGAACCAAGUUUCUUUCUUGGCAUUAAAAUUGUUAAAUGUGAUAAUGGCAUUCUACUAUCUCAACUGGGAUAUAUGAAUGACAUCUUGAAACGUGCGGGGAUGGCAGAAUGCAAACUUCUUUCUACUCCUUUAUCCGUUUCGAAAACCUUUAGUGCAGACUUAUAUGAUGAUCCUACACAGUACAUGAGCCUAGAUGGAGCACUGCAAUACCUCACCAUCACACGGCCUAAUUUAUCUUUUGCGGUCAAUCAACUAUGUCAACACAUGCAUGCUCCUGCAAUUUCACAUUGA